AUGUCUAUUUCCUCGACCUCUCCGCGAAGAUCGCACGCACAAGCCGAAUUACUGGACGCUUUAUCUGCACUCCAUCUUGGCGGAAAGUAUUCGGACUUGACCAUUACCUGCAACUCUCGGCAAUGGGCGGUGCACCGAGCAAUCGUCUGUUCACGAAGCGGUUUCUUCGAUGGAGCCUGCUCGCACGCUUUUCGCGAGGCAAAGACUGGAGUGAUCGACCUCAGCGAAGAUGAUGAAGAUGCCGUGGAACACAUGAUACACUAUUUCUAUCACCUUGACUACCUGAACGAACCAGCUGAGCAAGCAGCAUCGGCCAUGUUCCGGCAUCGUGCCUACUCCGACUUACGGAAGAAGCCCUCGAAGAAGAUCGACUUCUCGCAAAUCGAAGACCCACUCCUUGCCCAAGCCGGCUACUAUCCCAUUUCCAAGGUGUCGACGCCCAAAGAUACUGCCGCUAGCACCGACUUCUCGCGCAAGUCCUCCCGAUCGCCCACAAAAGGCCGUUCCUUCACGCCACCGCUGCAGUCCGAUCAUGGAAGUGAAGACGAGGAAGCCGAGGAUGACACCACAGAGGCUCAAUCACACCUCAUCCUUCACACGCAAGUCUACGCUCUCGCCGAAAAGUACGACAUACCAUCGCUCAAGCAACUCGCCAAGACAAAAUUCGAAGUCGCAGCCGCCUGCUACUACGACGCACCCGAGCUCGCCGAUGCUAUCGAGAGUGUCUAUUCAACCACAGUGGACUCCGAUCGUGGCCUGAGAGGUGUGGUAUUGCAGCUCUUCAAGAGACAUCCUCAGUUGGCGAAUACGCAGGACGUCUACGCUGUGAUCAAGGACACUCCGGCGCUUGCAUUGGACUUGUGGAAGGUCGAACGAGGACUGCUAUGA
Zymoseptoria tritici IPO323 is the source of this 888-nucleotide messenger RNA. RefSeq lists its product as uncharacterized. Lineage: Eukaryota; Fungi; Ascomycota; Dothideomycetes; Mycosphaerellales; Mycosphaerellaceae. The transcript has 3 exons. The record is from RefSeq and is a predicted model, not a curated record. Gene Ontology annotation, molecular function: protein binding. The coding region runs from base 1 to 888 and encodes 295 amino acids.